Molecule: messenger RNA, 1072 nt
Organism: Dreissena polymorpha
Lineage: Eukaryota; Metazoa; Mollusca; Bivalvia; Myida; Dreissenidae
Exons: 8
Coding region: 221-1072 (283 amino acids)
Source: RefSeq, a predicted model, not a curated record
UGACGAUAUUUGGUCUAUAUCAUUGGCAUUCGUGCAUUGGAAUAAUAAGCUCCGUGGACCAUUGGAAAAUGCGCUCAUUAGAGAACGCAAACUCUGCAGCACAAAUUGUUAUGUCUUGUGUUAUUAAACUUGGUGAUAUUCUGUAACGAGUGUUGUGUUAUAUAAUUUAAUUUUGUUAAUAGUAAGUGCUUGAUCCAGAACGAACAUACACGUGUAACACAUGGCAAAAGCGGUAUUUGUGAUAAUUGUUUAUUUAGCGUGUGUUAUUCAUUGGUGUUCGGGACAUACGCUGGAAGCAUGCGUAAUUUACGUGAACACAGAGGGCGACUCCGAGCAAGUUGUGAUGGACAUCGUAAACACAACAGCAAAUUUAUCAGCAAGCGCUGCCUUCAACCCUCUCACUCGAGAACCAUGCGCAAAGGCGUCUAGGAUUCAUCUCACCAUACUCCCGGCUGAUAUUGUUGGCCUUACCGAAACUCCGAGCCGGCUGUCGAUCGUCUAUGACGUCUCUAUGUUCCGGAACGGUACCUGGCUGAGGUCAUAUAUCCGGUCUUUGGACAUAUCAGCCUUUCGCAACUUCCGGCAAAUCAAUUGCUGGCUUGGGAUUCCAGUUUCAGACCACAUGCUCAUUCACGUGGCUAUCAAGGUCACUGGGCAAGACGAGCGAGAACUAAAAUUUCUAGAUGCCGAUCUUAGAAUACCGUCGUCAGACGCAAACACAUGCCAGGGGCUAUGUCAGGAUAGCGACAUAGACUUCAAGACCAUCUACACGUGCCUAUCCAAUGCGACCUUGAUCCACUUGGCGCAUGUUCGCAUCCUCCGCGUGACCUUCACUCCGUCAAAUGGCAAUGCCAGUAGUCUGGUCAUCUAUACGCAUAGUGAGCGGAAUACCACGAUGUACUUUCCGAAUAUCUAUGACGGUGCCGGUAUAAUGGAGAUAACGUACAAGUAUUCAGAGUUUUACUGCAGCGUUCACAAAGUAGUCCGAUUGUUCUGUGAUCCGGCCUUGACAACCGAAUCUCAAUCGCAAGUUAAGGGUGCGCAUUAUCCAAUCACAUCCUGCACUAUUUGA